Impatiens glandulifera is the source of this 1153-nucleotide messenger RNA. RefSeq names its product probable diphthine methyl ester synthase. Gene Ontology annotation, biological process: protein histidyl modification to diphthamide. Lineage: Eukaryota; Viridiplantae; Streptophyta; Magnoliopsida; Ericales; Balsaminaceae. The record is from RefSeq and is a predicted model, not a curated record. Gene Ontology annotation, molecular function: diphthine synthase activity. The transcript is spliced from 6 exons. The coding region runs from base 47 to 880 and encodes 277 amino acids.
UAUUGGUCGUGACACAGAUUCAAAGAGGAUAUUUCAACGGGUCAAGAUGUUGUAUAUUAUAGGUUUAGGGUUGGGUGACGAGAAAGACAUUACUUUGAGAGGGCUUGAAGCAGUGAAAAGUUGCGAGAAAGUAUAUAUGGAAGCCUAUACCUCUCUUCUUUCUUUUGGCCUUUCCUCCGAUGGAAUUUCAACUCUUGAAAAGCUAUAUGGAAGGCCAAUUAUACUUGCAGAUAGAGAGACUGUUGAAGAAAAGGCAGAUGAUAUAUUAUCAGAUGCUCGUCGAUCUAAUGUUGCUUUCCUUGUUGUUGGAGAUCCUUUUGGAGCCACAACGCACACUGAUCUUGUUGUUCGGGCAAAGAAGUUGGGAGUGGAUGUUAAGAUAGUGUACAAUGCAUCUGUGAUGAAUGCAGUUGGUGUUUGUGGUCUACAACUCUAUCGCUAUGGGGAGACUGUUUCUAUUCCAUUCUUUACCGAAACUUGGAGGCCUGACAGUUUCUAUGAUAAGAUAAAAAGAAAUCGAGACCUUGGUUUGCACACUUUAUGUUUAUUAGAUAUACGUGUGAAGGAACCUACACUGGAAUCCUUGUGCAGAGGGAAGAAACAAUAUGAGCCGCCAAGGUAUAUGACAAUAAAGAUUGCAAUUGAGCAACUAUUAGAGGUUGAACAAACACGAGGGCUAUCUGUGUACAAUGAAGAUACAAAAUGUGUUGGUUUUGCACGACUGGGAAGUGAGGACCAAACCGUAAUUGCAGGGACAAUGAAGCAAUUGCUAACAUCAGAAUUUGGGCUGCCUUUGCAUUGUCUGGUUAUAGUUGGUGAAACUCAUCCAGUUGAAGAAGAAAUGUUGAUUUCAUAUACCAUUGGAGAAGAUGCAAAGUAAAGAUAACAAUUCAUAUUAUAUUAUUAAUCUUUGAAUGGCUCAAUAAUCUUGAGAUGAAAGAACAGUUGGAGCUCCAUUAUUUUUGUUAUUGAGAAAGGUCUAGUUUAUAAAGCCAUUAUUGUAUUUUAUGUUUAUUUUUGUGGAUUCUUGAAGGUGGUAGUUGUACUAAAUAUGCAACGAAUAUUAGAUCAUUAUUAUUUGUCAAAUUUUGAAGAUGCUUGCAAUUUCACUUAUUGGUGCUGAUUUAUUGUGGAAAGUUUGAUUAUUAUUUUU